Messenger RNA from Protopolystoma xenopodis, 294 nucleotides. Lineage: Eukaryota; Metazoa; Platyhelminthes; Monogenea; Polystomatidea; Polystomatidae. The record is from the annotation of a GenBank genome assembly.
AUGCUCGCUGACAUCGUGUCUCACGUCCUCAGUGUCGAUAGUCCAGCCAGUAGACAGCAUCGCCUUCAAAGUAUCAGUGACAGGAAUCGCGUAUCGUUUCUGAUCCUGCAUAGCCAAUCAAAAGAGAAAAAAGAUCGCAGCUUUAAUGAUGCUCAGCAUGUCUUAUCAGAAUCUCCCUCUUGCCCCGUAGGAUCCAUCUGCUAUCUCCCCGGUUCAAGUAUUUCACUCGACUCCUGCCCCUUCAUCUGUGCUACUCGAGGCGUUAUUACACCUCCCCUGCGUCUGGGCGACUAA